This is a messenger RNA of Astyanax mexicanus (Mexican tetra), 1556 nucleotides long. RefSeq names its product TRAF family member-associated NFKB activator (gene tank). The record is from RefSeq and is a predicted model, not a curated record. Gene Ontology annotation, biological process: canonical NF-kappaB signal transduction. The transcript is spliced from 8 exons. Lineage: Eukaryota; Metazoa; Chordata; Actinopteri; Characiformes; Acestrorhamphidae. Bases 225 to 1274 code for a protein of 349 amino acids.
GGAUUCCCCGAGGGAAGUUCCCAGCUCAUUGUAAAACAUGUCAAACGUCCAUUUGUGCGAAGCACUCCAUUUCCUCCCUUCUCUCUUAAUGUGAAAAUAAAGUUAUAGAGUAGAGCGGCGGCCGGAGAGCGCGGCGGGGUCAGAGCGCUAGAUUAAUGUAGGUCUUUUGACCACUUUCCGACAGAAGGACUCAUGACAGCUCCAUCCGUGAUGUUACUGAAGGCAUGGAUCGAAAAGGCAUGGACCCAAACAUUAGUGAUAAGCUGAACAAGGCCUAUGAAGCAUAUCGCAAUGCCUCGAUUGAGAAAGACAAUGCCAAAAAGGAACUGCAGCAGAAGAAGGUGGAGUUUGAAGUGUAUACUCAACAACUGGAGAGGAAGAUACAAGACCAAGAGCAGCUGAUUUCAGAGCUGAAAGCGCAGUUGAGUUCAGCAAUAAAGCAUGGGACAGGGGAAGUGAAAUGUUGCGAGGCUGUACACCGAAAACAGGAAACAGAAAGGUUGUCACCUAGCAGUCAGUGGCCUGGCAACCCCUCCGCUUCCCACAGGACUAACCAUGUCCUGAAAGAACCCAUGGAGUAUAAUCCGGCGCUUCCACGUACAUUACCUGGCAUCAGUGGCAUGAAGGGCGAGGAUGUUCUAGAUGCUCUUCAGGAAAUCCAAGGGACUUUCCAGAGGAUUCAGACUCUCGCAAGGCGACAGAAAGAUCACCUGAAAAAAAUACACAAAGGAAAUGAUGCUGCCAAUGAGCAACAGUUCUCCAUGCCCAUCCAGUGCACUGACGACACAGCUGAACAAGCUGAGGUGCCUUUCUCCUCCUGCUCAAGGUCAGAAGUCAAUAACCACUUGACCCCCAGUUCCCUGGCUUCACGUGGAGUCAACCCAGAGGACGCUGGGUUUAUGGACAGUAUAAAAUUCCCACCCUCCACAGACAGUGAAUAUGAGUUCCUGAAUAGUGCCCCAGACAGGAACGAGGCUCUGCCUCUGCAGAGGAAAGGCCUAGUGGAGCCCAUUUCCUCAGUGAUGGGGGAAUCAUUCCCCUCAUUUUCAGUCUCUUCUCCGCCGCCACAUCUGCAGCCUGUGGCAGCAUCACAUGAAGCCAUCCGUGGACCUCAACAGCCUGUGUGGAGCCCUGAUCUCUCUGCUAUGGCAUCAAGCAUGGAGUCUGCCCAGACGGCCAGCCCGGGGCAGUGUGCUUUUUGCAAUGCUACUGUUCCCCAAGAACUGAUAUACAGCCACCUCAAUUCACACUUCCAGAGCAAAGCCGGCGAUUGACACAGCCAGGCACGGGGGCUGUCUACAAGCCGACGCCAUGCCUUAUUCAUGCCUUUGUUGCCUGAUCCCCCCACAAAACCAGUGCCCUGCACGGCAGUUACAUUGGCUUUCAUUGGGAGUGUGGUGGGAGGGGAGGUCUCCACGCUCAUUUAUUUAAUUUGUAAAACUUUAAACGGUACAUUUUGUGGCCUUCGUGACUUAAUUAACCUGCGUGGAUCUGAAAUGUGGGACAUUUGAACGCCUUUGAAUUUCCUGUAUAAUAAAAAAAAUGCUUCCAUUUUA